AUGGCACCUUUAUAUAAUUUGUUGAAAAAAGAUGUGAAAUUCCAAUGGUCAAAAACAUGCCAAGAAGCGUACGAGUUAUUGAAGCAAGACGUAACGUCGGAUCAGGUUUUGACACAUUUUAAUCCAAAAAUUCCAAUAGUUUUGUCAACUGAUGCUUCUAAUUCAGCGGUAGCAGGGGUUUUGUCACAUAUUUUUGCAAAUGGUGUUCGAAAACCAAUUGCGUUUAUUUCUCGUGCACUUUCACAAACAGAAAAAGGCUACAGUACUAUUCAAAAGGAAGCAUUGGCUAUAGUUUACAGCGUCUCAAAAUUAAAACAAUAUUUAUUAGGCGUUCAUUUUACAUUAGAGUCUGAUCACAAACCACUUUUGGCUAUUUUUGGUGAGAAUAAAGGUUUACCAGUUAUGGCGGCAGCAAGGAUGCAAAGAUGGGCUUUUAUUUUGUCUGGUUUCGAUUACUCUAUCAAAUAUAUUAAAGGUGAACUUAAUCAAGCCGAUCACUUAUCGCGGAUUCCGCAAGAAGAAGUAGGCAAAAUAAGUAACGAUUUUUCAUAUAUAAAUUUAGUUGAAACAGAUAACCAGUUGAAACUAGAUUUCAAAAAUAUUGCAAAAGAAACUAGACGCGACCCGAUUCUUUCAAAAUUGGUAGAUGCGAUAAAUAGUGGUACAAUUGAUGCGUUAAUGGGCGAAGAAUUUGGCCCUUUUCGUAAUAAGAAAAAUGAAUUGUCGGUUGAAUACAAUUGUAUUCUAUGGGGCUAUCGAACGAUUGUUCCAUUUAAAUUACGUGAAGAGGUAUUGAAAGAAUUACAUCUGUCACACUUAGGCAUAGUAAAAACCAAAGCAUUGACACGUUCGUAUGUUUGGUGGCCUAAAAUAGACCAUAAUAUUGAGAAAAUGAUUUCGAGUUGUGUUUCUUGCAAGCUUACUCAGUCGAGUCCAGAAAAAUGUCCUUUAAUCCCAUGGACACCCACUGAAUCAGCUUGGUCUCGAAUCCAUGUAGAUUUUGCUGGGCCUAUAAAUGGAUUUUAUUUUCUAAUCAUCAUAGAUUCGUAUUCUAAAUGGGUUGAAGUUUUUAAAACUCAUGAAAUGACAUCGAUAUUUACAAUCAAUAAACUGCGAGACGUCUUUUGCCGUUUUGGUUUAGUUGACACAUUAGUAAGAGAUAACGGGAGACAAUUUAUUUCGUUGGACUUCCAACAGUUUUUGGCAAACAAUGGCAUUAAGCAUAUUUUGACCGCUCCAGGUCAUCCGGCAACCAAUGGCCAAGCAGAAAACUUUGUAAAAACACUUAAAAAGUCGUUGCAUGCCAUUUUAAACGACACUGGUGGUGGCAGCAAAAAUAUGGACUUAAUAUUAAAUCGGUUUUUGUUCGAUUAUAGAUGUGCAAAACACUGCACCACUGGUGAACCACCAGCAAAGUUAUUGCUUGGUAAAGAGUUAAAAAAACGAUUUAGUUUAAUGAAACCACCAUUGGUGCGAGAAAAGAUUUGUGAUAAGCAAUUAUCAAACAUUAAAAAUUUUAAAGGCUCAAGAAAUGUUAAAUUUGAAGAAGGUGAAAAUGUUUACGUGCGCGAUAAUUCAAAUCCGAAUAAGGACGGUUGGCAACCAGCUACCGUAAAGAAACGUAUUGGCUCACGAUCGUAUAGUUGUGUUCUUACAAUAUUACAAUAUUAUUAUUCUUCAUAA
This is a messenger RNA of Eupeodes corollae, 1683 nucleotides long. RefSeq lists its product as uncharacterized. The record is from RefSeq and is a predicted model, not a curated record. Gene Ontology annotation, biological process: DNA integration. Gene Ontology annotation, molecular function: nucleic acid binding. NCBI's taxonomy places the organism in Eukaryota, Metazoa, Arthropoda, Insecta, Diptera, Syrphidae. The transcript has a single exon. The coding region runs from base 1 to 1683 and encodes 560 amino acids.